UUAAACAAUUUUGGGUUUUUUCUGUUAAAAUAUUUUUGUUUUUGAUGAGUAUGUGUUGGCAAUUUUUGCUUAUCUUUGUUUUUAGUUAUGGCAUGUUUUUCACGUUUUUUUCCUGCUUCGUCCUUUUCUGUGUUUUUUAAUCUGUCUUUGGUUGGUUGAUUAUUUCUAGGGACAAUUCCAUGAAUUCCAUUCUUUUUUCUGGGAACUGUAAUAAAAUUAAAAAUAUCAGAAUUGUUCCAUGCUGGCUUAGCAAUCAAAUCGCUCACUAGGGGCAAGGAUUUAAGAUCUUUAGCAAAAAAAAAAGAAAAUGUGAAAGCAACAUUCAGUAGCUCAGAUAGAGGACCUUGUCUUUACGUGGCGAAUGAAAACGCCUGGGCAUUACUUGCUAGAAGGUCGCAGGUUCGAUGUCUGCUUGGGGCUGGAGUUUACCUUUCCCUUACUAAAUUAGAAAUCAGAAUGUGUAUUUUAUUAGCUAAUAAGUAAAUAAGAAUUUAUUUUUUAAAUGCCUUGAUCAUGACACUACAUAGAUCUAAGAAAAAUAAAUGUCUGGAUCCAGAUCCAGUCCUAUCCCUAGUUAAUAACUACCUCCAACAUAAUUUUUGUUCUUCUCAUUUUCCCCAUGUUGCUGCCCUUGUUUUGUUGGCUGUUUUUUGUUUUGAUGUUUUUCCUGUUUUCCUAAAGGUUCUCUUAAAUGUUUCACUCUUAUUCUUCUCCUCUUUGGGGGUAUUAUUCGCUUCUUUCUUUAAUUAA
Meloidogyne enterolobii is the source of this 750-nucleotide messenger RNA. NCBI's taxonomy places the organism in Eukaryota, Metazoa, Nematoda, Chromadorea, Rhabditida, Meloidogynidae. The record is from the annotation of a GenBank genome assembly.